AUCGGACAGACGAUGAGACAAACACUUACAGCUAUUUUUGACGUGUUUUGGAAAAACGCGGACAAGCUCGCCCCAUGUGGCUCUAGUCAACAGAACGAGGCAUUCAAUUCAAGCGUGUCGGCGAAAAGUUGUAAAGCCCACCACUAUGCAGGUUCCGAAUCGUUCGAUUUUCGAGUUGCUGCCACCGUUUGUGAAAAGAACUUUGGUACCAAAUAUAUCGUCGAUUUAAAUAAGAAGCUAGGACUGUCUCCCGGAAAAUUAACGGAAGAAUUUCGGGAAAAGAAAGACUACCAGCGAGCCAAGCGACGAGAACGAGCCAGCAAGCCCGAAACCAAGAGAAGACGUCUGUUCAUGCAGAAGCAGCGGUCCAAUAAAAAGAAUAGGGCCGAGAGAAAAGAAGGAAUCACAUAUUCGACUGAAUGUGGACUUGACGGAAUAAUGGAACUCAUUGAUAGACCUGUAGUAAACCCAACUGCACCUAAAGACAGUCCUUUAGUUUAUUUUGACCUUGAAACGACUGGUCUUUCCGUCAAAUAUUCGGAAAUUUGCCAAAUUGCAGCCAGAUACGAAGAUCAGGAGUUCAGCGCCUACAUGGUGCCUCUGCGAUCCAUUUCAAAAAAUGCUGCAGACGUAACUGGCUUGUCAGUCUGCGCAGGUGAAAUGUUUCUCCACGGAGAGAAGGUCGAAACGACUCCAUUUCAUACUGCCCUGCAGAACUUUUUGCAAUUUCUAAGGAAUAUAGGCAAAGCCAUCACGUUGGUUGCUCACAAUGGAUUCACGUUUGACGCACGAUUUUUAAUUAGAGAUAUACGCGCUUAUAAUCUAUUGGAGGAGUUCACAUCAGUCGUUUAUGGAUUUACCGAUACUCUUCUUGUCUUGAAAGCGAAAUUGCCUUCCCGAACUGCGGCUAAGUUAAAAUUCACGCAAGUCGAACUUGCAAGUGAUUUGCUUGGCGAGAAUGUUGCAGCCGACGCUCACAAUGCGUUGAACGAUGUCAGAAUCCUUCAGCGAAUCGUCGACAAAGCGGAAGUCACACGUCAAGAAUUAAUGGAUCGCUCAAAGUCUGUGACUGCUAUGGUGCAGAUAAUUGAAAGGUCCACUUUGAAAAAUAAAAACAAGUUCACAAUGGAUUGCAUGCAGGGAUCCGUCUCAGUCGGCAUGAUUGGUAAGAUGGCAGAAGCAGGGAUCACUCUUGAUCUUUUGCAACGUGCCUAUAAAAAAGGCAGUAAGGGUAUAGAGCUUUUACUGGGCAAAGAUAUUGGAGGACGUCCAAGGAUAACAAAGAAUAAGAAGAUACUCCAAAACGUUAUCUCCGAGGUCAAAAAGACCAUAGAAAGCACGCAGAGCACGGAAAGGAACACGUGAAUAUUCCAUAAUUUAUACAUGUACAAAUUAUGGAGAUGUAUAUGUAGUGUAUGUACAUUUGCAUUAUUCUCUAGGUUUGCUGUUUUUUCUUGCAGUAAUUAUCAACAUUUAUGGUAUUAAUAAAACGCAUUAAUAAUAGCUAUGUACGGAUACAUUUAUAGAAUGAAUAAAAUAUAAUAUAUAUCAACCUGAUUUGAAAUCCUGAUAUCUGUGAUAAGAAAAUAGAUAUGGCUAAAAAUAUGAUUAUUACGGUAAAAAAUAAAAUAUACUAAAAUAGAAAAAAUAUACGUCACAAUUAUUUUUACAAUUCCGCGAUAGUGAAUAUAUUCAUACAACUGCCGAAAAAGAUAUAUUAUCUUUAUUAUUUAUUUAUUAUCUUUAUAACAUCCAUUGAACCUCCAUUCAACGGUGGGAGAAUGGUAGGACACGCACCUUGUGCUUAUGCGUCAGCUGACGCGUGUGUAUCGUAACUUUGCUUCCCGCGUCAUUUAUAUUUCCCGCGCGCGAUUCUUCCCGGGAUCUCCCGAGCGCUAUCAGAGAAAGCGUCCCCGCCAAUCGUAUCGGUUCCCUCGCGCACCGCGUGGCAAGCCAUUGGCGAAUGAGUCCGUUGCCCCUCCACCGCGACGGCAGCGUACUGCAGUCAGUCGUUACCAGUCGACCAAGUCGUUACAAGUCGUUACAAACGAGUACAAGAGUGUCUCUGAGUGUGUGUGCGUGUGUUCCUGCGUGCGAGCGGAUCGAGCGUAUCUUUUGUGUUAUCGCCACGAUAUCUCAAUAAAGCUUCUUAAAUUGAAACACGAGUAAGUCAAUCGCCUUACUCGACCACGCCCGAUCUCUGAGACGAGACCAGAGAUUACCUGCGUGGAGGCCACAAGGCCUACCAGAUACAUUGGUCCUUCGAGCCGGAUGCGAGACACCCGCCACCAGGUAACCACGCACACGGUCACACAAGCAACCAAGGUCGGUACGCGAAGACGACGGUCGUCACACGAGACCGCACGCUGCCGACGAAACGAGGCGCAAGACCCCGUUAGAGAGAAGGAGGCCACGACUCGAGCAUCGCCCGCCAUCCGGACCAGUCGCGCCGGGAGGCCGCGACUCGAGCAUCGCCCGCCAUCCGGACCAGUCGCGCCGGGAGGCCGCGACUCGAGCAU
Messenger RNA from Vollenhovia emeryi, 2519 nucleotides. RefSeq lists its product as uncharacterized. The record is from RefSeq and is a predicted model, not a curated record. Gene Ontology annotation, molecular function: 3'-5'-DNA exonuclease activity; nucleic acid binding. The transcript has a single exon. Gene Ontology annotation, cellular component: cytoplasm. Gene Ontology annotation, biological process: DNA catabolic process. NCBI's taxonomy places the organism in Eukaryota, Metazoa, Arthropoda, Insecta, Hymenoptera, Formicidae. Bases 13 to 1365 code for a protein of 450 amino acids.